Molecule: messenger RNA, 2970 nt
Organism: Chara braunii
Lineage: Eukaryota; Viridiplantae; Streptophyta; Charophyceae; Charales; Characeae
Source: the annotation of a GenBank genome assembly
AGGGUCGAUGGGUCUGCAUGUGCUUGCGGGACGACUGAAGAGUCAGUAGCUUGGGCCAUCUCUCGCGAAGUAUUCCUCCCAUGCGCGAUAUCGAGCACCACAUCCAGCUCGAGCCCAACUAUCGCAUUCAGAAUCGCGCCCCAUAUCGCCUUUCGGUUCCCGAAGCCCAGGAACUUAAGCGCCAACUUGAGGAGCUGCUUGGUCAGGGCUUCAUUAAACCGAGUACUUCCCCAUGGAGUGCCCCGGUCGUCUUCGAUCGCAAGAAGGACGACACCCUUCGUCUCUGUAUUGACUACCGCGGUCUCAACCACUACACGGUCAAAAACAACUAUCCCAUGCGUCGCGCGGAUGAUCUGUUUGACCGCCUCGCCGGCCACCAUUUCUUCACGAAGAUCGAUCUUCGUAGCGGAUAUCACCAGAUCCUUGUAGCCGAGGAGGACCAGACCAAGACCGCUUUUCGUUCUCGUUUCGGGCACUAUGAGUUUACCGUCAUGCCUUCCGGUCUCCGUAAUGCCCCCGCCACUUUCCAGACGGCUAUGAACACGACGUUCCAAGACCUCCUUGAGGAUUCUGUUCUAGUCUACAUAGACGACAUCCUGAUCUACAGUCAUACCUUAGAGGAGCAUCUGAUCCACCUUUGCACUGUCCUGCAACGAUUACGCGACCACGGGUUCUAUGCAAAGCUUUCCAAAUGCAGCUUUGCUAAACCCAAAGUGGACUUCCUCGGGCAUCAGGUAUCCGAGCACGGCCUCCACAUGGACGACUCGAAGAUCCAGGGCAUCGUCGCGGGCUUGGCGUGGAGUGAUAUCUUUCUUGGAGAGGAUGGAGGAGACGAUGGUGUUGUCAGUGCGGAUGGUGAAGUAUUGUCCGUCGAGGUACGGGCACUAGACUGUGAGGGCGUAAAUCACGAUGAGGAGUUCCUUCUCGUUGGAGGGGUUAUUCAUCUUCGCGGGAAGGAGUUUCUUGCUUGCGAAGGCGAUGGGGUAUUCGCCAGGUGGAGCCUCGGGGUGAGUGGGCGAGUCCUUGAUGGAGGGGGUCUCGGCGGUGUCGCGGGGGAAAUGUUGGGACAGUACGGCUCCGAUGGCGAAGUCGGAGGAGUCAGUGGGGACAUAGAAAUGGCGAGUGGGGUCGGCGAUCUUGAGGACAGGGGCUGUGGUGAUGGUUUGCUUGACGGAGACAAUAUGGCCGAGGUAUUCGACGCUCGAAGCGACAAACGUACAUUUGCUGAGCUUGGCGUAAAAUUUUUGCUCUCGGAGGAUCGAGAAGACUUGGCUGAGGUGCUGAAGGUGGGACUCGAAGGUGGGGUUGAAGACAAGGAUGUCAUCAAGGUAGAUGGCGACACAGACUUCGAGGAGGUUGCGGAAGAUGUGGUUCAUGGUAGAUUGGAAGGUAGAGGGGGCAUUGGUGAGUCCGAUUGGCAUCACGAGGAACUCGUAGUGCCCGAACCGAGAGCGGAAGGCGGUCUUGUGGGUGUCCUUUUCGCGGAUACGGAUCUGGUGGAAGCCACUGCGAAGGUCGAUCUUGGUAAAGUACUUGGCUCCACGGAGAUGAUCAAGGAGCUCGGAAAUCCAAGGUCGAGUGGAGGUGGACUGGCGGGUGAAUCGUGCAGCGUUGGGGCAGUUGGUUUGUUGGUGCCCCAAUCGGCUACAACGGAAGCAACCCCCUUUUGCUUGGAGGUAGGUGCGCUCCUCGGAGGUGUGGUGAACUCGUCCGAGGAAGUGAUGGAGGUUGUCUUCGGGGGUGAUGUGGUGGAAAAAGCGGGUGCGGGAGGUGCCGGGCGGGGGCUGGUGGUGGGGGUGGAGGAGUCGAUCGUGGUGAAGGAUGCGAGAGAGGAGGUCAGCAAGGGGCAUGUCGGGUUUGUGGGUGAGGGCGGUUGCAAGGUCUUUGUGGCAUACUCGUUUGAUGCGGGAGAUGAACGCAAAGUCGGGAAUGACGGUGUGGGGGAGGUGGUGGCGGAGGGAGCGGACGUAUUGGACGAAGCGGUCCGUGGGACCGGUCUGGCGGAGGUGGCAGAAUUGUUCAAGGGAGGAGGUGGAGGGAACGGAAGGGUGGUGGAGGUUGAAGGGUUGGUGGAUGUGGUGGUAGAGGUGGUAGGAGUGGAGGAGGUGGGGGGGGGGGGUGUUGCUGGAGGCGGCUGUGGAGGAGGGAGUGGCUUGCGCUAUGGAGGACGGAGUGGUUUGCGCUGUGGAGGACGGAGUGGUUUGCGUUGUGGAGGACGGAGUGGCUUGCGCUGUGGAGGACGGAGUGGUUUGCGCUGUGAGGAGGGAGUGAUUUGCGCGGUGGUGACGACCGUGAUGGAGGGAUGGUCCCUUCGAAUCGUGGUGACGCGGUCGCAUAUGGACGACAUCUUGGCCUUUAUGUCGUCGAGAGAGGCGGUGACGGAGGUUCGAAGGGUGUUGAGUGCGUGGAGGAUGACGGAGAGGUCGGGGAUGGCAGUGUUUGCUGGUGGUUGUUCGCCUGCGAGGUUGCGGGCGAUGCUAUCGACUGAGUCGGUGCGAAUGUCAGACAUGUUGAUGGAGGAUGCGGCCAUGUCGUGGGAAGAGGGGGUGGAGGACAUGGCCUGAACGGGUGUGGAGGAUGCAGCAUAAGUGGUGGCUGCGACAGUAGCAGCGGCGGCGGCAGCACGUUGGAAGUUCUUGGUUUGGCGUGGUGACAUGUGGAGGUGGGGGGGGGGGCAAUCCCUUAUUUAUUGAUCAAUAAAUAAAGAUAAUUGCCAAGGUUUUCCAAAGAAGAAGAAAAAAAAAGAAUUUCGAAUUUACAAAAUGUCAAAAAAGAAUUCAAUAAAUUUCAAGGAGGAUUUUUUUUUAUUUUUAGUUUUUUGAAAAAGGAAAGGAUAAAAGGAAUUUGGGGAUUUAUGUGGAGGCAGCUUGUAAUUUAAUUCAGCAAAAAUGCCCGCAAUAAAUUAACUCGAGAAAAUUAAAAUUUAAGAUGAAGAUUUUACAAAAAAAGGAAUGAAAUUAAUUGAAUUUC